Molecule: messenger RNA, 1242 nt
Organism: Aspergillus terreus NIH2624
Lineage: Eukaryota; Fungi; Ascomycota; Eurotiomycetes; Eurotiales; Aspergillaceae
Product: SYLF and SH3 domain-containing protein
Exons: 4
Coding region: 1-1242 (413 amino acids)
Biological process (GO): actin filament bundle assembly; actin cortical patch localization
Cellular component (GO): actin cortical patch
Molecular function (GO): phosphatidylinositol binding; actin filament binding
Source: RefSeq, a predicted model, not a curated record
AUGCCUCUCGGGAUUCACAAUCCCUUACCCUCGUCUCUAGGAAGCGAGUGUAGAAAGGCUGGUAAAAUUCUCGCGUCCUUUGUUGAUCCACGACAAGCCUUUGGUCCCGACAAGGUCAUUCCUCCUGAGAUUCUCGCCGGUGCAAAAGGUCUUGCUGUCCUCACCGUUCUCAAAGCUGGCUUUUUGGGAUCGGCUCGUUUUGGUUCCGGAAUCGUCGUCGCCCGUCUAGCUGAUGGAACGUGGUCCGCUCCAUCGGCGAUUGCCACGGCAGGAGCUGGGUUCGGAGGUCAGAUUGGGUUCGAGUUGACCGACUUCGUCUUCAUUCUCAACGAUGCGGCUGCCGUACGGACCUUCUCGCAAGUAGGAACCCUCACAUUGGGUGGUAACGUUUCCAUUGCUGCUGGACCUGUUGGGCGCAAUGCCGAGGCUGCCGGUGCUGCAAGCACCAAAGGUGUCGCUGCCGUGUUUUCAUACUCCAAGACGAAGGGACUCUUCGCGGGUGUUAGUUUGGAGGGAAGUAUGUUGGUUGAACGUAAAGACGCAAACGAAAAGCUUUACAACAGCCGCGUAUCAGCCCGUCAGUUGCUGAGCGGUACAAUCCGGCCUCCCCCUGCCGCAGAGCCCCUUAUGCGGGUGUUGACCUCCCGCGCCUUCUACGGCAAUGCCAGGAUGCAGGGUGACUCCAUGUACAAUGACAUCCCUAUCUACGACGACCGUCACGAUGAUGUUGUAUGGGAGGGACGUCGGGGAGAGGCAUAUGGAGAGGGAAUGCGGCGCGAACGCACCGGUUUUAACGAUAGCAGCGAUGACUAUGAGUAUCGCGAUCGUCCGCGUCGUGCGAACACGUGGGCUGACGAUGUCUACGACCGGCCGGCUGGGAACCUUGGCCGCUCCGCCACCACCCGUUAUGGUCGCAACGACAACUUCGACAGCUUUACCACCCGCAGUCGGAGCAACACUGCGCCCUAUGAUGACGACUAUGUGUACUCAGAUCGCAAGCCAUCCCGACCCACAGCGCCUAAGCCCGUCUUCGGCCAGCGGACGGGCGGAGCUGCAUCGCUGCGUCAAGACCAGGCAAUCGCUCUAUACACCUUUGAUGCGGACCAGGAAGGAGACCUGGGAUUCAAGAAGGGCGACAUCAUCACGAUUCUCAAGCGUACGGAUAAGGCAGAGGACUGGUGGACUGGGCGCAUUGGCGACAGAGUUGGUAUCUUCCCGAGCAACUAUGUCGACGCUUCGUAA